This is a messenger RNA of Toxotes jaculatrix (banded archerfish), 831 nucleotides long. Its product is annotated as neurexophilin-1. Bases 1 to 831 code for a protein of 276 amino acids. The transcript has 2 exons. The record is from RefSeq and is a predicted model, not a curated record. NCBI's taxonomy places the organism in Eukaryota, Metazoa, Chordata, Actinopteri, Toxotidae. Gene Ontology annotation, molecular function: signaling receptor binding.
AUGAUGCGUCCCAACCGCGGCUUCAUCCUGCUCCUCCUCAACGGAACCGCUUGUUUGGUGGCCCUGGGUCAAGAAGAUGACUCCUCCAGCCCCAAGAGCUCUUCAGACGACUCCUCUAAGACGGUGGGCCUCCUAAGCGGGCAGGCCCCCCUCUCGCCCCUGAGCCGCUGGAUGCUUCACAGUAAGAGCAGGGCUGCUAAUGACACCUCUCUGGAGAUGCCCUACCGCUCACCGGUCCCUUUCUCCAAGCAGGAAUUUUCUAAACAGGAGUUCUGGGAGAUGUUGGGCAGCGACCUGCUCAAGCCCGACGCCUCCAGCUCCAGGGUUAAACGCCGGCCCAUUGUUAAGACCGGCAAGUUCAAGAAGAUGUUUGGCUGGGGUGACUUCUAUUCCAAUAUCAAGACGGUGAGGCUUAACCUGCUGAUCACCGGCAAGAUUGUGGAUCAUGGUAACGGCACGUUCAGCGUCUACUUCCGCCACAACUCCACAGGCCAGGGCAACAUCUCAGUCAGCCUGGUGCCACCUGUCAAGGCGGUUGAGUUUGACCUGGAGCGUCAGAGCGUGGUCUACCCCAAGGACUCCAAGAUCUUCAACUGCCGUGUGGACUAUGAGAAGGUGGAUCGCAGCAAGCGCACCUCGCUGUGCAACUAUGACCCGUCCAAGACCUGCUUCCAGGAGCAGAUUCAGAGUCAUGUAUCCUGGAUUUGCUCCAAGCCUUUCAAGGUCAUCUGUAUCUACAUAUCCUUCUACAGUACGGACUACCGCCUGGUGCAGAAGGUUUGCCCGGACUACAACUACCAUAACGAGAUGCCCUACCUGCCCUCGGGUUAG